Molecule: messenger RNA, 687 nt
Organism: Theileria equi strain WA
Lineage: Eukaryota; Apicomplexa; Aconoidasida; Piroplasmida; Theileriidae
Exons: 2
Coding region: 1-687 (228 amino acids)
Biological process (GO): mRNA cis splicing, via spliceosome
Cellular component (GO): catalytic step 2 spliceosome
Molecular function (GO): RNA binding
Source: RefSeq, a predicted model, not a curated record
AUGUCAACAGCGCACAGACCUACUUGGUACACUGCGAUUGGUCGCGCUCCAGACGCACACAGCGGGACCGCAGCGGUUUCCAGCAAGGAUUUACCAUCGCAUAAGGAGCUUAAAAGGAGAGCUCCGAUAUCUAUAGAGACCUCUGAGGGGACAAAAGUACAAAAGGCCAACGAGCAGAAGCGUAUACUCCGAGAAAAGUUGGAAUCAACAGAAGCUGCACAUAAGACUAAAGCCUUAAUUGAAGAAAAGGUCGGAGUUACCAAAAACUUUUUGUCACUAGAAGAUGCUACAAAGCUCUUGAAUCAGGACAUUAACGCAUUUCCAGAAGAUGAGGACGACUAUGUGGAUGAGGCUGCAGUUGAUGAUGAAGAUGACGAAGAAGCCAUUCUUUUGCGGGAAUUGGAAAAGAUUAAAAAGGAGAAGGAAGAGAUACGUCUAAAGGAACAACAAGAACAAUUACAGUCACAGGAACAUCGUGAAAAAAUCUUGAGUCAAAAUCCACUUUUAAAUAUAACGUCGCAAGCUAGUCGCUGGGACGAGGAUGUCGUCUUCAAGAACCCACGGAGGGAAGUAAAGGAGAAACCAGAGUUUGUUUUACUCAUCUAUAUUCAUGAUCUCUACAGAUUUAUCAACGAUGUGGUUCGCAGCGAAUUUCACAAGAGAUUUUUGCACAAGUAUGUACUUUAA